UUUCCGUGAAACAAUAUUGAUUUUAUUUUAGCUGAUGAAUGAUUAUUACGAAUAAUAAUUAAUAAAGUAAUUAGUUAGAGGGUAGAGGGUAGAGGGUAGAGGCGUGGGUUGAAGAAGGUUGGAAAUGAUGGAAUGGGCAUAGGCAUAGGCAUAGGGAAAGAAUGGGGGUAGAGUGGUUACUGGUGUGCCAUGGUUUGGUAACUGCGCUGGUUAUCGUGUCGUUCCUCUGCGGUCGAUGGCCAAUCUUCGAGGGCACUUUCAUCCAACGCAUUCACCACUUCCUCACUUUCGGCGCUUACGAUUACUUUCUGCGUUUCGUUGGCGCUGUUUUCGGCUCCAAGUGUACGGAUGCGGUUCUCUCCCUCGAAUAUUACUGCUGCGAUCGUCCCAAUCCUCUUCUGCAGAUUAUUUAUACUGUGAUAAUUGGCGUAACGUAUUAUUUCAUUGUCAAGUCUUGCUUUGCCUACAUCCCUGGAUACUAUUUAAGUGGAAUUCACAGGUACACAAGCUUUCUGGCAGUUGCUGUUGGAAUUCUGCUCUUUCUUUUGACCAGCUUUUCUGAUCCUGGGACGGUUAGCACUGAGAAUGUUUCUCAGUAUCUUUCUGCUUAUCCCUAUGAUAAUAUUAUUUAUGCAGAGAAAGAGUGUACCACUUGCAAAAUUCCAAAACCUGCUAGGUCAAAACAUUGCAGCAUUUGUAAUCGCUGUGUAGCACGAUUUGAUCAUCACUGUGGAUGGAUGAACAAUUGCAUAGGGGAGAAAAACACCCGGUAUUUCAUGGCUUUUCUAUUAUGGCACUUCCUUAUGUGCUUGUAUGGAACAAUUGCCAUUGGCUUGGUUCUUGCUGGAAGACUAAAAGAACUAAAAGUUAUUGAUAUUCUAACUGUCUAUUAUGGAAUAGAAAAUUCUUUUAUGGAUUUAGCACCUAAUGUUGUGCAGUGGUUAUUGGGAUCUUACAACACUCAGAUACUUCUUAUGGUGUUCCUUGCAAUCGUAGCAAUGCUGUUAGCUGGUUUCUUUGGUUACCAUGCAAAGCUUUGCCUUAGCAAUACUACCACUAAUGAGGUUUCUAUGUGGAUCACAGACCUUCAAGUGGCAAGAUUAUAUGGAUUGGCAAAGAAAGUUAAAAGAAGCAAAGGUCAGUGCUGAAGCCCUAAAACAAAGUAUCAGUGGAAUGAGCAGUGAAAAACAGCCCUUAUUAAGCAAGUGGAGAGCCUUCUUUCGAAAAUCACCUCUAGAAGAUGUGGUAGUUGUUAAGAAUAAUGCUUACGAUAAAGGUUUCUUCCACAAUAUUCAGGAGGUUAUUUUUCCUUUCUCUACAAGGCGGUCCUUUAUUCAAAACAAAUUCAAGUCCAGCUGAGUAUGCUCCUAGCAUACGUGUAUACGUGUCUUUCUUGGUGGUUAGUUGCACAUAAAUUGAGUUGGUAGCACGUUUACGCAUUUUUUUUAAGAUUACCCAAUAAGUCAUUGUAAAACCAGAAAUAUAAUAUAUUAAAUUCUCUGUUGUCUAUUAGUAUUCUAGACUAGCUGUAGAGUGAAAAUUGAUUGUUUGAUAGGCCAUGUGUCUGCAUUUUUCUUCUGUUGGUUGUUGUACUAUUUACUAUUUGCUAAAGUAGAAAUAUAUCAGUAUUUAAUGCAUUUAUUUUAUUUUAGAA
Molecule: messenger RNA, 1654 nt
Organism: Cajanus cajan (pigeon pea)
Lineage: Eukaryota; Viridiplantae; Streptophyta; Magnoliopsida; Fabales; Fabaceae
Source: RefSeq, a predicted model, not a curated record